UAUAACAGCAACUGGGAAUGGCUUUUUGGUACUUUUCAUCGUCAAAAAUCGCAGGCUACACUCCACGGCCAACUGGUUUGUUUGUCGUUAGUUGUUGCUGACUUUGUGUUGGGAGUUGCGAUAUUUCCCAUGGGACAUCUUUGUAGCAUCUUAGCUGUAUGCAAUAAGAGCGUCUAUGUGACCUUACAUUGGUUUUUCCUUCACUCCUCCGAUACAAACUUGGGCAUUUUAACCUGGGAUCGCUACAUAAACAUUGUUCAUUCCUUCAGAUAUCCUAACAGCAUGACUUCAAGAAGCCCUGGAAUAGUCAUUUGUAUGUCGUGGGUAAUUCCUUUGAUCAUUUCGCUGGCUGUUGUGGUAGGAAUGCACGCUACGAACUCAUACAAAGUUUGGAAAAUCUCACGAAUAACCGGAGUCUCGAUUUUUGACAUAUCUGCGUGUGUGUUAGUUUCCCAUGCUGUUGCCCGCAUUCUAGUUGUCGCACGCGCCACAGCAAACGGAGAUUCCACCUUCCGAAACGCAGUUAGAUCGCUAGAGAUUCAUGAAGGUUACAACUGCUUUUCCAAGAAAACUGCACCUAUCUUCAAACGUAAGAAGCACGGAGCAGCAUACUUUAUAAUUGCAUUAGUAGCGUUAUUCUUGGUAUGUCAUGCGAUAAUAAUAGACUAUUUAGCUCUCUGUUUUACAUUUUCUUGCAAGUUAUACAAAAAAGGUCCAGAAAUUCUGACCUUAUUUUUGGUUUAAAUUCAGCAGCAAACCCUUUGGUUUACGCAUUUUUUGAAGCAGGAUGUUAAAUUAGAAUUACGCAAGCUCGGUUGUGAAGAAAGGUAAAAGCGAACUUUCGCAAAUGUGUUUUAGGCUGAAAUGUGUUUUAGGGUGUUUAAAUGAUAAAAAGGUUCUUUUCAGUAUUACCCGAUACUGGUUUUACUACAAAUUACACCAAAUUGUACAUUAGUGAUUGAGUUAUUGUCCAAACAACCAGGUACGGCUUCUUACCUAGGUGUAGCGGAUUUAAGAAGAAAUCAAAACCUAUUGCGACCGUGACACUCUUUAUUAACAUGCAAAAAAAUUAUAACACGCUUCUGAGUGUUAGGUUACUCCGAGAGCCCAAAACCAGCCGACUGGCAGCUGUAAUUCAAAGAUGCUCUUUUUUACUUAUUUUCAAAAAGAAACAAUAGACUUAUUACCGUAGGCGUCAAAUCUCCACGAAUACUUUUGAAUGUGUUUUUUGUAGAAAGAGGAAGCCUUACUGUCAUCUUUCCCUUUUGCCGCGCGCUCACAUCAAAGAAUAAAAAAAGGCGACCAAUAUUAUUGUUAUAAUAAUUCUUAUUCUUAUUGUUAUUGUAAUUCAUACUCUUCUAAAUAUAUUUAUCAUUAUCAUUAGUAUCAUUAAAGUGCCAAUAAAAAAUUUUUAGGGAUGGAACGGUUCCUCCAAUAUCAUCUAUUAUCGUCGUUGCUUUUCUGUCUGUUUGCUCCAAUCAAUGGCGCUGAAGAUUUCGGUCGGAGUGAUG
Messenger RNA from Porites evermanni, 1511 nucleotides. Lineage: Eukaryota; Metazoa; Cnidaria; Anthozoa; Scleractinia; Poritidae. The record is from the annotation of a GenBank genome assembly.